GGAGGCGCGGGCUCUGGGGCCCCGCGCCUUUUGUGUGGUGCUUGGGCCGUCGCGCGCGCUUUCCCCUCAGUCUCGACUCCUGGGCUGAGUUCGCCCGCGCGCGCGCGCGCGCGCGCACCCGCGCGCCUGCCCUUCUCUCCGUCGACGGCGUCGCAGACGCCCGCGCCCGCCCGGGGACUGCGCCCCGAGUCUCGGGCGGGCGCGCGCGCUCCCCCCGGGCCGGCGGGACCCGGACGGCGCUCUCCCCUUCCCCCUAACCCCCGGCGGCGCGCGCACACAGCGGCCCGGGCACGCGCCCGCCAAGAUGGCAGGGGCCGGGGCCCGGCUGUCAGGCGCCGCCGCCUCAGCCCGUCCCCGCAGCUAGCGGCCCGGACGCCCGCCCGGAGAAGAUGAGCCCCCGCUGCCCCCCGCAGCCCAGCGAGACGCGGAGCCGCCGCGCCCGGGGCCGGCUGCCCCGCUAACGCCCCGCGCCCCGCGCCGCGCCCCCCGGCCCGCGCGCCCGCCCGCCCCGGCAGCGACAAUGAGUGAACAGAGUAUCUGCCAAGCCCGGGCUUCCGUGAUGGUCUACGAUGACACCAGUAAGAAAUGGGUACCAAUCAAACCUGGCCAGCAGGGCUUCAGCCGGAUCAACAUCUACCACAACACUGCCAGCAACACCUUUAGAGUCGUCGGAGUCAAGCUUCAGGAUCAGCAGGUUGUGAUCAAUUAUUCAAUCGUGAAAGGGCUGAAGUACAAUCAGGCAACGCCAACCUUCCACCAGUGGCGAGAUGCCCGCCAGGUCUACGGUUUAAACUUUGCAAGUAAGGAAGAGGCAACCACGUUCUCCAAUGCCAUGCUGUUUGCCCUGAACAUCAUGAAUUCCCAGGAAGGCGGCCCCUCCAGCCAGCGUCAGGUGCAGAAUGGCCCCUCUCCCGACGAGAUGGACAUCCAGAGGAGACAAGUGAUGGAGCACCAGCACCAGCAGCGCCAGGAAUCUCUCGAGAGAAGAGCCUCGGCCCCAGGACCCAGCCUCCAGCCAGGGCACCCGUCCUCUGCAGCCUGCGCCCCCCUCUCAUGUAGCGGCCCUCCACCCCCACCCCCACCCCCUGUCCCACCGCCACCCACGGGAGCCACACCCCCGCCCCCACCCCCACUGCCGGCCGGAGGAGCCCAGGGCACCAGCCACGACGAGAGCUCCGUGUCCGGCCUGGCCGCCGCCCUGGCUGGGGCCAAGCUGAGACGAGUCCAGCGGCCAGAAGAUGCAUCCGGAGGCUCCAGUCCCAGCGGGUCCUCGAAGUCUGACGCCAACCGGGCCAGCAGUGGGGGUGGCGGAGGAGGCCUCAUGGAAGAGAUGAACAAGCUGCUGGCCAAGAGGAGAAAAGCAGCCUCCCAGACAGACAAGCCGGCUGAUAAGAAGGAAGACGAAAGCCAAACAGAAGAGCCCAGCACCUCUCCAUCUCCGGGGACCCGAGCAGCCAGCCAGCAGCCCCCCAACCCGUCAGAGGCCAGCCGGAAGCCCUGGGAGCGGAGCGGCUCAGCGGAGAAGCCCGUGUCCUCCUCGCUGUCCAGAACCCCGUCUGUGGCCAAGAGCCCGGAAGCUAAGAACCCCCUGCAGGCGCAGCCUCACUCUAGGUACCGCACCGCCCGCCUCUGGGGCCGCCUCUGUCCCCUCCCCCAACUAACACCUCGGCCCCUGCCGCGUUGUCAUCUAACAGCUAUCUCUGGGAGAGGGCGGGCUGUGCGUGGUGAGGGACAGGGCAGGCCGGGUCCUCCUCACCCUCAUCGAUGGGGGGCCCUGAGGCCCGAGGGGUGUGACUGUCCAGAGAGGCCGUGGGGAGCCGCGGAGGUGCAGUCCCAGCUCUGGGCUCGCCAGCCAGGACACCGGGCUAGCCAGGGGCCCUCUGCAGCCUCCGCUGCUUGCUCCACCCUGCGCAGAGGUCCGCUCACCACCCCCCCGCAGCGUGGUCGAGUGUGGACGGCAGCCGCACACAGCAAGUACCCCUCACCAGCGCUCGCUGUGCCCCACGGCCUACAGUCCCGGGGCUGGCCCCUCACCACCCUCCUCCGCUUCCUCUGCAUCUUCCCAGGGAGAUGCUGGCCACGUUUCCCAAACCAAAAGCUGAGGUGAUAACAGGAUGGGUUGUUUGCAAAGGAGGUCGCUCAAAAAAAACCUCAGGCAAUCAGAUAGUAACCACAGGCCGAGCGUGGCCUGAAUGUGCAGGCUUCUAGAGCCCGCACUAAGGGGUGUCUCCAACGCCCAUCACGAAUCGGAGGGAAACAGCCCAGAGCAGGUGGCGCUUGGUCCUGGUCUGGCUGAGUCAGCCAAGAGAGAGCUCUGGCCAGCUCCGCAGGAGCGGUGAGGACAGACACAGGUGCUCAGGGAGGGCUGUCCCGGUAUCAGCCAGGGUUUGUGGGGGUCCCGAGUCAGCCAGCUUUUCGGCCAGGCGUGAGGUCCCUGCCUGCACAGAGCUCGUCUCCGCAUGCAAAGACCCACAGACAAGACAACCAUGCGUUCCCACGGGUGCUCGGGGGAAGAUACCAAGGGUUCUGUGGUGGGCAGUGCCGGGCACAGAGGGGCUUCAGCAAGGGGGCUUCUCAGAGGCGGUGUUUGAGCGGACACGGAGGAGGGGAGCCCACCCUGCAGAAAGUGAGGGGGGCGGACUUGCAGUCUGAAGGAGCAGCAAGUGCUGAGGCCCCGAGCCUGCCGCCAGCCUGGCGAACUCAGAGCAGAAAGCAGAGCAGCGUGGCUGGCCAGCGUAGAACGUGAGGAGGGCGGAGCAAGGCACACUGAGGGGAAAGGCGCGGGUUUGACCCACGCACAGGCUGCGGUCCGUGCGCCCUGGGCCAGGGCGCCAUAAUGCAGUGCCUCUGGGCCGCUCGCCUGGCAGGAGGCAGGAGGUGAACCCGUCAGGCGGGAGCCAGAUCAGGGCCCGGGAGGUGAGGUGGGCAGGGCCGGCCUGCAGCCCUCGGCAGAGC
This is a messenger RNA of Capra hircus (goat), 2955 nucleotides long. It is a transcript of the gene EVL, whose product is annotated as Enah/Vasp-like. The record is from RefSeq and is a predicted model, not a curated record. Gene Ontology annotation, biological process: positive regulation of actin filament polymerization; protein homotetramerization; actin polymerization or depolymerization. The transcript has 11 exons. Gene Ontology annotation, molecular function: SH3 domain binding; actin binding; profilin binding. Gene Ontology annotation, cellular component: cytoskeleton. NCBI's taxonomy places the organism in Eukaryota, Metazoa, Chordata, Mammalia, Artiodactyla, Bovidae. Bases 521 to 2107 code for a protein of 528 amino acids.